Plenodomus lingam JN3 is the source of this 870-nucleotide messenger RNA. RefSeq lists its product as uncharacterized. The record is from RefSeq and is a predicted model, not a curated record. NCBI's taxonomy places the organism in Eukaryota, Fungi, Ascomycota, Dothideomycetes, Pleosporales, Leptosphaeriaceae.
AUGGCCAGCACCACUCAAGCCCUCAUUCAAAAACACAACGAGGCGAAGAAGCUCUAUGAGCUCAAGAUGAAGAAGCUAAAAGCUCACUGCAAUCUUCUAUUGGCGGCUGGAUUGCCAUCACUCCUUCUCGAGUCACCACAUAAACAUCCGCCUCAACGUUCUGCUCGCGCACAUGCGCUUGGCGAUUCCAGUGAGCGCGUGAAGCUGGAUCCCAGCCUAGAGCAGUUCCUGCGCGUUUUCAUAGUCACAUGGAUUGACACGGCGAUGCGAAUUCCAGCUGGACAGUCGUGGGCAAGCAAGCACUUUGUCGGCAAGAUUUGGAAGCGUAGCAGUCGCUACGACCUGAUCAAGUUCAGUAAGCAGCCCAAGAAACGCAUGGAAGAUCUCGUCAAGAAGUUAGAAUCGUGCGUCACCAAGCCCGAGUGUACGGCGCAAGAAUUCUGGGAGUUGGCAAAACUGCAGGAUGCGGCGACGCAGAAGAAACAUGGGGCAUGCUGGGCCAUGCAGGCCACCAUCCACCGAGAGAAGAUGGCCGGAAUGACGGAGAAGAAGGAGCGUGCUGGAGAGGCGGCUGCUGCCUUGGCGGAUGGCGGGUUGACCAUGGGGUUCGGUGGACUGGGAUUUGGUGACGAGGUGCCGAACUUCCUGUGCGAAGAGUCGUUCGAGCAGCCGCUGGUGAAAGCGCUCUUGACACCUGUGCCCGAGAACAUCAAAGUUCUCAGGCCAGAGGACCCGAUGAAGGAGAUGUGGUGGAUGAGCCAGGAAGAUGCUGAGAGGUUCCUGACGGCUGUGGUCGAGGUUGUUGAAGGCCGACAACAGGUUGAUGAGCUGGCGGAGGCCCUUGGCGGGAUGUCUUUUCUUGGUGUGUAG